Molecule: messenger RNA, 10341 nt
Organism: Lampris incognitus (smalleye Pacific opah)
Lineage: Eukaryota; Metazoa; Chordata; Actinopteri; Lampriformes; Lampridae
Product: protocadherin-16-like
Exons: 20
Coding region: 1-9858 (3285 amino acids)
Biological process (GO): homophilic cell-cell adhesion
Cellular component (GO): plasma membrane; catenin complex
Molecular function (GO): cadherin binding; calcium ion binding
Source: RefSeq, a predicted model, not a curated record
AUGAAGACAGUGGCAGCUGGUUUGGGAUACUCGGUAAUGGACCCGUUGCAGCGUGAGGGCCACAGGAACAGAAGGAUUAUGUUGAUGGUGUAUGUGGCCUUGGAACUCCUAACCAUCCAUUCAUCCAUGGUGCUGGGCACUCUUGAGCUACAGCUAGAUGAGGAACAGCCAGCUGGAACAAUUGUGGGUGACAUCAGUGCUGGACUGCCCCCUGGCAUCACAGCAUCCCUCUACUUCAUCUCUGACCACGAGGGUACAGGCGUGGGCAGUGAUCUGGACAUAGACGAGAGCACAGGCAUUAUUAAGACCGCUAAAGUUCUAGACAGGGAACUAAGAGACAGAUACAACUUCAUUGCCGUCACCAUGACAGGUGUGACAGUGGAGGUGACCAUAAAGGUGAAUGACAUAAAUGAUCACGCCCCAAAGUUUCCUAAAAAAUGGGCCACAUUUAAAAUACCUGAGCAGACAGCCAUUGGCACCAGGUUUCCUCUGGAGCCAGCAGUGGAUGCCGAUAAAGACCAUCUGACUACCCAGGGCUACCUUAUCAAGGAUGGUAAUGUUGGACAGGCCUUCACUUUGGAGACCAGAAGGGGAAGCAAUGAAGUUCUCUAUCUGGACCUGGUGAUCAAUGCCAUUCUAGACAGAGAGAAACGAUCCACCUACACUUUAUCUUUGGAGGCCUUUGAUGGUGGUUCUCCUAAAAGGACAGAUCAGAUGACAUUGGAUAUUACUGUACAGGAUAUCAAUGACAACGCUCCUGUUUUCAACCAGAGUCGCUAUCACGCCAUAAUAUCUGAGAACCUUCAACCGGGAAGCAAUAUCCUGCAGGUGUUUGCCACUGACGCUGAUGAAGGAGACAAUGGGCUGGUGCUGUAUGAGAUCAACAGGAGACAGAGUGACCCUGACCGCUACUUUGUCAUUGAUUCUCGCACAGGGAUCAUCACUCUUAAUAAGCCAUUGGACUUUGAAAUGAGGAGAGUCCAUGAGCUGGUGAUUCAAGCCCAAGACAACUCGACUCAGCCAGAGGUCACCAACGCCUUUGUCACCAUUCAUGUAAGAGACUACAAUGACAACCAGCCAACCAUGACCAUCAUCUUCCUCAGUGAGGAUGGCUCUCCCCGUAUCUCUGAGGGGGCCCAGCCAGGCCAGUACGUAGCCAGGAUCUCAGUCACUGACCCAGACUAUGGAGAAUAUGCCAAUGUCAAUGUGUCACUGGAGGGAGGCGAUGGGAAGUUUGCCCUCACCACCAAGGAUAACAUUAUUUAUUUAAUCUGCGUGGACCAAAUUCUGGACAGGGAGGAGAGGGACACUUAUGAGCUGAGAGUGAUGGCGACUGACUCAGGCACACCUCCUCUCAGGGCAGAGUCCUCCUUUACUAUCCAGGUGAUUGACGUCAACGAUAACCCUCCUUUGUUUGACCAGCCAGUGUAUAGACAGGUCAUCCCUGAAGUGGUGUUUCCGGGGAGCUUUGUGCUGCAGGUGACAGCCAGAGACAAAGACCAGGGGCCAAAUGGGGACAUCAGCUACAGCAUCUUGCAGGAUCGAGGGACCCACUCGGACUGGUUCAGCAUAGACUCUGUGACGGGGAUCAUCACCACACUAUCCCAACUGGAUUAUGAAAAGGAUCCCGUGCCCAGUGUGACUGUAGUGGCCACUGAUGGAGGGAAACCCCCCCUGUCCUCCACUGUCGUGGUAAACAUCAUACUGCAGGAUGUAAAUGACAACGAGCCUGUUUUUGAAAGGAACUUCUAUAACGUAUCGAUCAAGGAGAACACAGCUGCAGGAACGUGCAUUCUUGAGGUGACUGCGACUGAUGUGGACGGGGGCUCCUUUGGAUCCGUUUCCUACUCCUUGGGCUCUGGCAUUAGCAGUGCUGUUCCCUCUCAGUUCACCAUUGGCAAGGAGACGGGCCAAAUCUGCACUAGCGUUGCAUUAGACAGAGACCAGGGGCCAGCCAGCUACGAUUUCACUGUCACUGCAGUGGAUGGGGGCGGACUCAGCUCAGUAGCCUACGUGAAGGUCGAUCUGGUCGACAUCAAUGACAACCGACCCACCUUCUACCCCGUGAGCUACGCCGUCAGCUUGAGCACACAGAGCGCACCUGGGACAUCGGUUGUCAGAGUGAUGGCCUAUGACCCCGAUUCAGGGAAGAACGGCAGAGUUACAUACCGCACGGUCCCCGGAGGAGCCUCCCCGUACUUCACUCUCAACAAAGACACCGGUGUGAUCUCCCUGUCUCGAUCUCUUCACGGGAAGGCCAACUCUGUCAUCCCAAUGGAGAUUUCCGCCCAGGACGGCGGUGGCCUGGUUGCCCCGGUCAACGCCAAGGUCAACAUCAGUAUCGUGGCGGGGCUGGUGGCACCGCCCGUCUUUGAACAGACUCAGUACUUCUUCACUGUGUCAGAGGACGUCUUGCGGGGGACCGUGGUUGGCGUCGUCCGUGCUACCAGUAAGAACGGCUUCCCAAAGGAUAUCUCCUAUACCAUCAGCUCUGGGGACCCAGCAGGCUAUUUUACAGUGAAUCCUGAGACCGGCGCCCUGAGGACCAGUCUGCCACUUGAUCAUGAAGCCCAGUCGACUCUAGAACUAGAGGUCCAGGCCCGCAGCGGAAGACCCCCAGCAUUCGGUCAGACACGUGUUCACAUCACAAUUGCGGACGUUAACGACAACGCGCCGGUUUUUCUGCCCUCGUCUUCCGAGUCCGUGCUGUUGCCAGAGCACACUGAAAUGGGCACGGUGGUGUACCGCAUUCACUCCGAGGAUAGUGACUCGGGAGCUAACGGCCAGCUGACCUUUGACCUGUCAUCGCCCACUGGGGCCCAGAGGACCUUCAGCAUAGAGCGCGCUAGUGGAGAGAUCCGACUGGUGGGGAGCCUGUCUUAUGAGAGCAUGCCCCGCUAUGACCUUCAAGUGAUAGCCAAAGAUGGGGGAGUACCCCAGCUAAGUGCCACACUCAUGCUGGUGGUUCAUGUCCAAGCAGAAAAUGACCAUGGACCGGUGUUCGAUACCCUCACCUACCGAGUCGAGCUGAAGGAGGGUACUCCCCUAAACACUCGCUUCCUGCAGGUCAGGGCCCUCAAUCGAGAGACGCCAAGCUCUGGUUCUUCCAGUCCGCUAGCGUAUCACCUGCGCCCAGAUGGCGAUGCGACAGGGUUUGGCAUUGCUGCAGACAGUGGCUGGCUAUUUGUGAAGAGCGCCCUCGAUAGAGAAGUUAAGGAUAUGUAUCUCCUGACGGUUCUUGCCAGUGCAGGCCACGGGCAGCUGAAGAAGACCGGCAGCGCCACGGUGCGGAUAUCCGUAACUGACGAGAACGACAACUCACCCCGGCUCACACAAGAGAGGGUCUUCCUGGCAGUGAGAGAAAACCUGCCAGCAGGAACAGGAUUUGGUCGUGUGUUGGCCACGGACCGGGAUAGCGGCCACAACGGACGCCUCAGCUACCGCCUCCUCCACCCUGACCGACACUUCCAGAUCAAUUCCUUCACAGGUGAGAUCAGCACAAGAACGUCCCUUGACAGAGAGCAGCAGUCAAGCUACCAGCUGGUGGUGGUGGUGCAGGACGGAGGAUCGCCCCCACGCAGCGCCACCGGCACAGCCUUCAUCACCGUUCUGGAUGAGAACGACAAUGCCCCCGCUUUCACCCACAGCCAACCCGGAAAAGUCCUUGUCAUGCAGAUACAGGAAGGCCAGGCCUCCGGGUAUCUUCUUGGCACAUUACAAGCCAAAGACCCAGAUGAGGGCGAGAACGGCACCAUAUUCUACUCUUUGUCAGGCCCCAGGGCAGAGCGUUUCUCCAUCAACCCUAACACAGGUGAACUGUGCUCGUCCUCUCCGCUUAGCAACUCCGAGCGAGCCGAGUACAGCCUGACUGUGACGGCCACAGACAGAGGACAGCCACCUAAAAGCUCCAUCUGCUUCCUGAGCGUACAGGUCCUCAGUUUGAAUAAACCCACCUCACAGAUCAACUCGCUCUCCGUAUCCUUCAACUCUGUGGAGGAGACCAAACCCGGCUCCAUCGUUGGCUCUGUGCGGCUCCACGACAGAGAAGUCCCAGACCCAGGGGAGAUCAUCUACACGGUGGUUGGCGGUACAGACCGCGACGGCACCUUUGUAGUGGACCGUCUGACUGGAGACGUGUACCUCGCUCGAGCUCUGGAUUACGAGCGAGAUGCGAGGUACACGCUGGAGAUCGAGGUGGAUGACUUCUCUCAGGCCCUUCCCAGCAGCACCCUGGUCCAGCUGGAGAUUGAUGUGGAGGACAGUAAUGACCAUGCCCCCGAAUUCCCCGAGGACCCCAUCACCAUCGUCAUCCCUGAGAGCAUGCAGUCUGGGUCGUCCAUCUAUACAUUCCAGGCCAUAGACAAGGAUGGCAGCGGGCCCAACAGUGAGCUGGAGUACUCCAUUGUACACCAGUGGCCCAACACCCCUGGCCUUUUGAGCCUCGACCCCGGCACUGGGGUUCUCUCUUUGGAACAGGAAGUCGACCAUGAGGUCACUUCCUCCAUUAUCCUAGUUGUCCAGGCAACAGACUCCGCCCUCAAUGCCAGCCAGAGGCAUUGGGGUUCUGUCACAGCAAGGGUGUAUGUGACAGACGAGAAUGACAAUGCCCCGGUGUUCAGCUCACCCACAGCGGUUAGUGUGAUGGAGGACCAGCCGGUGGGGUUUGUAGCGUUGUACGUCAUGGCCAGAGACGCUGACCAAGGGGAGAACAGCCGGGUGACUUACCACAUCCAGUCAGGCAAUGCUGGUGGGAUGUUCAACCUUAACCCAAACACCGGCUCUCUGUCUAUUUUCAAACCUCUGGACCGUGAGGAGCAAGACGUCUUUAACCUCACCAUAAUUGCCGAGGAUCACGGGAUGCCUCAGCACUCGUCCAGCCAACUGCUGUGUGUUUACGUGAUUGAUGUCAACGAUGAGGUGCCCUGGUUUGAGGAGAGCCACUACGAAGCCGAAAUUGCGGAGAACCAGCCCCCGGGAUCCGUUGUGUUGACGGUUUCCGCCUCUGAUCUGGACCAAGGGACCAAUGGUCAUGUGACAUAUGGAAUCAUCUCAGAGGAGAGUUUCAGUAUCAAUCCAGCAACAGGAGUCAUAACAAACACGAAGAUACUGGACAGGGAGCUCCAGGAGUACUACACUCUGACAGUCUAUGCAAAGGAUGGGGGCCUCCCACCUAACUACGCUAAGGCCACAGUAAGGAUCAGAGUACUGGAGGAAAACGACAAUGCUCCCACCUUUGGACGUCUGUACUACAGUAUUGAGGUGCCUGAGAACCUGGAGCCUUUGGCUCUCUUUACCCUUCGAGCCACCGACCAGGAUACAGGUGACAGCGGGGAGAUAAACUACAGGAUUACAGCUGGGGACCCAGCAGGAGACUUUCACUUGGACAGGCUUUCUGGUGGGCUGUCAACAUCAAGGCGCCUGGAUCGGGAGAAAAAGGCCAGGUACAUGCUGACAAUCACAGCCCAGGAUCAGGGCAGUCCUCCCCUCAGCAGCACAGCUACGGUGGAGGUGGCCAUCCUGGACAUCAAUGACAACAGCCCCCAAUUUCAGAGCAGCAGCUACACAGCUGACGUGUCUGAAGAUGUCCCCAUUGGCUCUUUGGUCCUAGAGGUGAAGGCCACAGACCUGGACUAUGGCCCCAACAGCCAGGUGCUGUACUUCCUGAGCCGCGGAUCCCAAAGCAUGUUCAUCAUAGACCAGAAAACGGGCCGUAUCAUUACAGCAGCACCUCUAGAUAGAGAGAAAACUGCCUCCUACACCUUUGAGGUCUGUGCAACUGACUCCUCCCCAGCCAACCCUCGCAACUCCACCGCUCAGGUGACUGUCUACAUUCAGGAUGUGAAUGACAAUGCUCCCUUCUUCAUCCAAGAUCCGCUUAUCAUAAACAUCUCUGCAAGUAGCGUGUCCAACCACCGAGUGCUGGCCACCAUGAGGGCAGAGGACAAGGACUUUGGGGCCAACGGCUCUGUGUUUUAUCGCUUUGCCAUUCCUGUGCGGGGCUUCACCAUCAACUCCCUGACUGGAGACAUCCAGGCCACAGAGAAGCUGCAGGCUCUGACUCAGAACCAGAGGACCCUGAUAGUGGAGGCGAUGGACCAAGGUAGCCCGGCUCAGUCCUCGCUUGGAGUGGUAGUCAUUUAUAUCAGAGAACAAAGCUACAGUGGCAUCCGCUUCUCCCGCAAUGCACGAGAUGUCAGCCUUCAGGAAAAUGCUGCAAAAGGCACAGCAGUAACACAAACUCAGGCCCAGUACCCAGAUGGCUCCCGAAGUGGUAUCAGCUAUAGUAUCUUCAGUGGAAACCGGAUGCAAUCUUUUGGAAUCAGCCCCACGACGGGUGAAAUUUGGGUCCAGGAUUCUGAGGGGCUGGACUUUGAGGAGACCCCUAGACUCCGUCUAGUGGUGAAAGCCGAAACAGCAUCCUCAAGCUCAUACAUGGCUCUCAACUUGAUCCUGCAGGACGUUAAUGACAACUUGCCGCGCUUCCAGCUCCAGAAUUAUGUAGCCUACAUUAGAGAGGCACAGGGUUAUGAUUUUCCCAUUAUCCAGGUUGUGGCGGAUGACCUGGACCAGGGUCAAAAUGGUCAAGUGACCUACUCCAUCAGAUCAUCAUCCAUGAGUGGUUUAUUUAAGAUUGACCCGCUCACCGGCAGCAUCACCACGGCGGCCAUCAUGGACAGAGAGAUCUGGACGCAAACAAAGCUUGUUGUUACAGCGACGGACCGGGGAACCCCACGGCUGGCCGGCUCUGCCACCCUUACCGUUAUCAUCAUCGACCUCAAUGACAACAGUCCCACAAUUCCUCUGCCUCAGGAGAUCCGAGUGCCUGAGGAUACAAUGAUCGGCGCAGUGAUAACCCGGGUAACAGGAAAUGACGUGGACUCUGGGCCAGCCCUCUCCUACACACUGCACCUGGACGCAGAUUGCCAAGGCAUGUUUGGCAUCCUCAGCUACGGGGGAGGCGUAUCACUGACUGGCCCGCUGGAUUAUGAGGAGCGGACCUGGUACACUCUGACGGUCCGCUCAUCAGACUCCAAACAUCAGAGUGAGGCUAACCUCACUGUGUUGGUGGAGGACGUGAAUGAUAAUGCUCCAACAUUCACCCAGGACCUGUAUCAGGUGAGCAUUUCAGAGCACCUCCCAGCGGGUAGUGCCGUCAUCACAGUAACAGCCACUGAUCGUGACUCUGGAGAGAAUGGAAAGAUUACCUAUCGAGUGGUGCCAUCAAGUGGGAAUAUAUUCUACAUCGAUCCAAACAAUGGUACCUUAUUUAUCAACCAAAAGACAGAGUUUGACUUUGAAAGCCCUUCAGUUCUGGUGAUGAUUGAAGCUCGGGACCAUGGCACCCCAUCCCUGUCCUCUAUUGCUACAGUUCAGGUGCAGGUCUCAGACGUCAAUGACAAUGCACCUAUCUUCCAUCAAUCGGAGUACAGAGCCACAGUGUCAGAAGAUGGCCUUCCUGGAUCCACCAUCCUUACCUUGGAGGCUGUAGAUGGAGACCUGUCCCGUGACAACAGUGGUUUUGAUUUUGCCAUUGCAAGUGGCAACACAGGCAAUGCCUUCCAGAUUGAGAGCAGUGUGCGCUUUCUGGAGGGGCGGGGCUUCCAGACAGUGGGUAGCCUGAUCUUGGUUGACAGCCUGGACUUUGAAACAGUGCCGAGCUAUAAUCUGACCAUUGUAGUGUCAGAUCGCGGCAUACCCCAGCGUAGCUCCAGUGUGCCUAUCCUCAUCAGCAUUAUAGAUGCCAAUGACAACCCUCCAGCCUUCAGUCGGGCAGAGUACAGUGUGAUGCUGAAUGAAGGAGCAGCAGCUGGGACAGAGAUCCUACACCUGUCUGCCACUGACCCAGACUCUGCCCCCAAUGGAGAGGUCCAGUACUCCAUAAGCUCAGGAGACGACACCAGCCUGUUCCAGGUGGACCGGUGGACAGGGGCCUUGAGGUUGCAGAGACCCCUUGACUCUGAGAGGCAGUCCUCCCAUGUAAUCGUUGUUCAGGCCUCAGAUGGUCAAGGUCAUUAUGCCCUUGCUCCUGUUCGUGUGGAGGUGAAGGACAUCAACGAUCACAAGCCCUACUUCCCCCUCAAACUGCUAACUGCUAGCAUCAGGGAAAACCAACCCCAGAAUGCCUUAGUCACCAUGCUGCAUGCCAUUGACCAUGACAGAGGUAUAUUUGGACAGUUGAGAUAUUACAUGUUCGAUAAUUCCAGGGAGGGAAAAGAGGCUUUUCUGAUCAACCAAACUUCGGGUGAAGUGCGUACACGCUCCACUUUUGACUUUGAAAAAGUGAACUCUUUUCAUUUUGUAGCUGCCGCGGUGGAUGUCGGUAACUAUUCUGCCACCGUUACAGUGCAGGUAUAUGUGACAGGUGAGGAUGAAUAUGAUCCUGUCUUUACCUCCUCAGAGUUCUUCUUCCAAGUGCCUGAGGGAGCGGAGAAAGGGCAGAGUAUUGGCCAGGUGCAGGCUAGAGAUGAGGACGAAGGUGUAGAUGGCAUUGUCCUCUAUUCUUUAGUGAACACCUCGCCUUACUUUGAAGUCAACAAGUCAACAGGUGAGAUUUCCCUGAAGAUGGACAGUUACAGCAGACAUGUAAGCCGCUCAAAGAGAGAGGUUCGUCUGAUGACUCUGGACUUGACCGCCCACAGCCCUCUGAAGAGCUCCCGUGUCGCAACGGCUCAGGUCACAAUAGACGUGACGCAUACUUCCUUUGGUCUGGCCACUGACAUAAACACACUGCUUAUUAGUGUGAUUGCAGUUUCACUUGGAAUCAUAGUCAUCCUAAUUGUAAUUGCUGUGGCACUCUUCUUUGUCAAACGAAGGCGCCGGAGGAAGGAGCAAAAAGCCCAAGGCAGAUCACCUGCAUUGGGCACAAUGCUACACAAGUUUGAAGAAACCAAAUUGGCAGGAAACAACAUGAUCUACCACCAGGCCCUUCCCGGAUAUGCACCUGAUCAGAGAGGGAACAGCAGUGGUCCAUACACUCGUGGGGGUUCCCUGGAUCCCUCUCACUCCAGUGGGCGAGGCUCAGCUGAAGCGGAGGCAGCAGAAGAUGAUGAGAUCCGAAUGAUCAAUGAAUAUCCACGAGUGUCCAGCAUCUCAUCCUCCAUGCAGGAGCGCAUCUCAGCCCGAGGUCCAGAUUCGGGAAUCCAGCAGGAUGCAGACCAGCUCUCAGAUGUGUCUUGUGAGCCGUCCAUUGAUGCCAACCAAUGGUUCAAAGGGAAAAAACUGGGCAGUUUGAGCAGCACCCUAUUAGCUGGACAGGUGCCAGUGUACAGGGAUGAGGGAGGAGGAUAUCUAGGUGUGGGAAGGGGGCUGAACCUCUCCCACCCUAAAGACUAUGCUUUCCCUGAAGAUGGAAAGCCCUCUGUGGACGCAUCCCUAACAGCCAUAGUGGCCGGCGAUGAGGAACUGAGGGGCAGCUACAACUGGGACUACCUAUUGAACUGGUGCCCUCAGUUUCAGCCCCUAGCUAAUGUAUUCACAGAAAUAGCACGAUUAAAAGAUGAGACUGCUCCUCCAAACCCUCGCAGGCCAUUUCAUCACAAAGCAAAGGCUGAACCAAGAAUUGACCCCCCACCCCUUAUCACCUCUGUAGCCCAUCCGGGGGCCAAAACUGUACCCCCUAAACCCGCUGUGGGGAGGACACUCCCCCACCUGGCUUCACUGCGGAGAUCUCCUAUCAGCAGUGAGGGAUCCAUCUCCUCCACUGCCAUGUCUCCAAGUUUCUCCCCCUCCCUCUCACCGCUGGCUGCCCGGUCACCAGCUAUCACCCCCUUCAAUGUCUCCCAAGGCCCCUCAGCUUCCAUGAUAAGCACAACUGAACACAAUCUAGAGCACAGCGAGGAGGCAGAGAUGAGUAUUUAAGUCCUAUAGCUCUGAGUUGAACUCCAGACUGCAUAGGCGAGUCAGUCUUGUCCUAGGAUUGAUCUACUGUAUGACAACAGGGGCUCUGACCCCAAAUGUGUCAAUUUUAUGCACUCUGGCAAAAGUGGACUAAUGGACAAUUGUAGUUAAUAGUCCAAAUAGUUGAGUGUGGUGCUCAGCGAAGAAAAACUAAACUAACUUCAUAUUUUACAGGCCAAAAUGGAUGAUGCCUUUCUCUCCGGUUGAUCAGUGUCAAUUUGCACAUACAAAAGGGGAUUCAUACAUGAUGUCAAUAUUUUGUACAAAAACAUUUUUGUCUAUAUUUUUAUACUGACUUGUGGUUUCUGACAAGAAAUGGCAUUACUGUGUCAAAAGGUUGCUAUAACCUCAGAAUAUUUGUUUGUAUAUUUGUAUUUGGUACUGUAUACUUCUGCAUACUGUAAGUUGGUUCUGUCUCCUGUACAGUAAUUAUAACCUCCUGUG